AGCCGUUGUACCUCUGCAAAAUUGACAAGCUCGAGGUCGGGGAACUGUCUGACAGCCUUGGCAAUGUCGACCUGGGGCGGGUAGUACUUGACCAUGGAGGGCCCACGGAGACGCGCGCGGAGGUAUUUAGCGCCCGUGCGGAUGGAGUCGGGGUUGUAAGAGGUCUGGAAGACGGCGCAGCGCGUGCGCACUAGCUCAGCAACGCGCGAAGGUUUGACGAGUGCGGAGAGGGCCAUCGUUGGCGGUGGUGAGCUCGAGUGAAAAAGUCGAGCGGGACGGGGAGGAUUGAGCGUUGCCAACAGGGACAAACAACGCCCGAGAAUUUCGCGACUCCUGUCUUUCGCGUCCUCGACGUUUUUGUCUUGCAGCGUUCGUCCACUUUUUCCUUUUUCUCAUUUGUUUCAUGCUUUCACGAUGUCGACGCUCGCUCUCAUCUACACUUCAGCACGACAGCUGGCUCCUCCUUGAAGCAUCCUAUCCCCGGGCUGCUGCUACACACAUCGCCUCUUCAUCUUCUACCACAUUCCGUCGCUGGCGCACAGGCAAGGCUUCAAAGAGCUUUGCUCAAAACCAAAAGCAGAAAACCCAAGUAGCCUUCGGCGGCCGACCCAAACACGGCUUCGGCGACGCCUUCCUCACCGAACGUCUACCCAACACCAAAUCCAAUGGCCCUGGCAAGAGCAAUGCGGGCAGAGCGCCGCGCAAACCCCCACCCAACCCCGACCCCUACGGCAAAGCCCUCAGCUUCCCGCCCAACUGGAGCAUAUCCCGCGCGCUCGAGUCCCGCGUCGGCGUCUGGUCACACCUCCCGCACGUCCACCGGCGCCUCGUCGCAUUCGGCGUGCCCGACGCAGACAUCGAGCCCAUCCUCGACGCAUUCGUGCGGCAGAUCGAGCAGGAGCAGCUCCUCCAGGACCCCGAUAUCGCAGAAAAGUACGACAUCGAGCGGCUCGCGAUCGACAGGGACGAGCUCGCCAAGGGGCGCGCGCUGGACGAGGCCAUGACGCAGCUGCUGUACACCUGGGCGGCGGACCCCGCCACGUCCCCCACGCUGCCGUCCACAGUCAGGCGCGAGUCGCUCGCGCAGAUGGCCAACCUCGCGAAGACGGCGGACCUUUCGUACCCGGCGGAGUGGUUCCCCGUCGCGCGUGCGAUGCGCAGGAAGGUGAUCAUGCACGUUGGCCCGACCAAUAGCGGCAAGACGCACAACGCGCUGCGUGCGCUCGCGGCGGCGCGGUGCGGCGUGUACGCGGGCCCACUGCGUCUGCUCGCGCACGAGAUCUGGGAGCGGCUGAAUAAGGGGCAGAUCGUUCCCCUGGGCGAGACGCCCGAUGCGGACGCGCGGCCGGACGAGAACACCAAUUUCGACCUCGAGCCCAAAAGCGCGGGCGCGGGCGCGGCGACGGCCGCGACGGUGGCGGUGACGAAAGACGGGCACGCCAAGUACGCGCGCGCGUGCAACCUCCGCACGGGCGAGGAGAUCCGCAUCGUCGAGGACUUUGCGGAGCUCACGAGCUGCACCGUCGAGAUGCUCGAGCUCGAUGCGCAGCCCGACGUUGCUGUGAUCGACGAGAUCCAGAUGAUCGCGGAUCCGGAGCGCGGGCCUGCGUGGACGCAUGCUGUGCUCGGGCUGCCUGCGAAGGAGCUCCACCUGUGCGGCGAGGAGACGGCGGUGCCUGUUGUCGAGGCUAUUUUGCGCGACACGGGCGACGAGCUGAUUGUCAAUCGGUACGAGCGGCUGUCGCCGCUCAGUGUGGAGGAGAGCUCGCUCGACGGAGACUGGGGGCUGGUCAGGAAGGGCGACUGUGUGGUCACGUUCUCGAGGACAGGGAUAUUCAACAUCAAGCGCGAGAUCGAGGAGGCGACGGGAUUGCGGUGCGCGGUCGCGUACGGCAAGCUGCCGCCUGAGAUCAGGAGCGAGCAGGCGGCGCUGUUCAAUGAUCCGAACAGCGAGUACGAUGUCAUGAUCGGCUCGGACGCGAUUGGGAUGGGGCUGAAUCUCAAAAUCAAACGCGUCGUCUUCGAGACCCUCCGCAAAUUCGACGGCACGCGCGAACGCUGGCUCUCCCUCUCGCAGAUCAAGCAAAUUGCAGGGCGCGCAGGGCGCUACGGCCUGCACGCCGAAGCCGGCGGCACCGUCACCACUCUCACGCCCACCGACCUCCCCAUGUUGCACAAAGCGCUCGCCACCCCCGCACCCGCCGUCCCCUGCGCCAUCCUCGACGUCGGCGGCGCGCGCCUCGAGGCCCUGUCGCACGCGCUGCCCGCGAACGCGAGCAUGGAAGCGCACCUCCAGGUGCCGACGUACAUCUCGCGGCGGCAGCGGCCGUUCGGCGUCGUGCGGCACGCGCGGCUGCCGCAGAUCGCGGAGUUUUUGGACACGCGCGGGACGGAUCUGACGUUGGCGGAGAAGAUGACGCUGGCGUAUGCGCCGGUGGCGUGGCAGGACCAGCUGACGAUGGAGGUGCUGGGCGAGUUUUGUAGGAUGUAUCGGAAUACGGUGCUUGUUGAUCUGUUUAAGGCGCUGGAGAAGGCGCCGUUUGUCGAGACGCUGGAGGGUGUUGAGGAGCGUGCGGCUGCGCUUGCAUCUUCUGGUGUCGCUGCUGCUACCGCUGGUGGGGACGCUGGCGAGGGCAAAGUGGUGGUGGAGGCGCAAGGCGAAGAGGUGACGGAUGCACGCGAGCUGCAGAUCAUCGAGACGCUGCACAAGGUGCUCGUGCUGUACCUGUGGCUCGGCAACCGCGCACCAGCGGCGUACCACCAGACGGAGCAGGCGUUCGCGCUCAAGACGCGCGUCGAGCGUGCGCUGGACGUCGGUCUGCAGAGCAUGUCAUGGCGCCGUGCCGCGAAGGCGAAGGGAAAGGCGCGUGUGCCUCUGCCACCUUCGGUUGUAGCUUCCGCUGUCGCUGCGACUGGAGCGGGACCUGGGACGGAGGCGGGCAAGAUCCAGUGGACCCGCCUGCGAGCCAAGUCUGGGGACGACGAGAAGCGGGAGUUGGCGGUGAAGCGCGCUCGGGUGCUUGCGGAGCGGCAGAUCGAGAUGGACUCGGAGGCGGAGGUCUACUCGUACUAGUUGCCAGUGCGCUGUGGUUGCCGCUGUGGUUGUUCAUUAUUCCCUGCUCAUUCGGUUUGUAGCAUAUGUUCCGCUAAUCGCUCGCAUCUAUAGAUUUAUUACACAGUAGCUCAUCGACAUCAUGCAUUGCAUAUGCUAAUUCAUCCAUGACAUCGCAUACCUUCUUUUCUGCUUUGAUGGCAUGGAACAC
Messenger RNA from Coniophora puteana RWD-64-598 SS2, 3263 nucleotides. Its product is annotated as P-loop containing nucleoside triphosphate hydrolase protein. The record is from RefSeq and is a predicted model, not a curated record. The transcript is spliced from 2 exons. Gene Ontology annotation, cellular component: mitochondrial degradosome. Gene Ontology annotation, molecular function: RNA helicase activity; hydrolase activity, acting on acid anhydrides. Lineage: Eukaryota; Fungi; Basidiomycota; Agaricomycetes; Boletales; Coniophoraceae. The coding region runs from base 404 to 3073 and encodes 889 amino acids. Gene Ontology annotation, biological process: mitochondrial RNA 3'-end processing; RNA catabolic process.